AACCUUUAAAUCUCUCUGUAGUGUUUAUCAUCCUCAUCAUCUUCGUGCAAAAGUCCCAUCACCUUCAUCUCUUUCUCUCUCUAAACCCCCAUUUUCUCUCUCUACAAUUCAACUGAUUACCGUCUCGAUCAACCGUCUCCGGCCAUGGCUAACGCUGCAUCUGGGAUGGCUGUGCAUGAUGAAUGCAAACUAAAGUUUUUGGAACUGAAGGCAAAAAGAACAUUCCGUUAUAUUAUUUUUAAGAUUGAGGAGAAACAAAAGGAAGUGAUCGUGGAAAAAGUUGGCGAGCCAACCCAAAGCCACGAAGAUUUUGCUGCGUCACUACCUGCUGGUGAAUGUCGAUACGCUGUCUUUGAUUAUGACUUUGUUACUGCAGAGAAUUGCCAAAAAAGCAGGAUCUUUUUCAUUGCAUGGUCUCCCGAUACCGCAAAGGUGAGAAACAAAAUGAUUUACGCGAGCUCCAAGGACCGAUUCAAGAGGGAACUUGAUGGAAUCCAGGUCGAGCUUCAAGCAACGGACCCCACUGAGAUGGACCUUGAUGUAUUCAAAAGCCGGGCCAAUUAAAACAAAACGGUGAAAAUUGAUAUUAUGAUCAAGAGAGAUGUUAAUUUGCCUAUGGUAUGUUUCUGGUUUGUGUUUGAAGUGGUAUUUGCAGUGAUUUUGGUACUUUUUUUUGACCCUUUUUAUGGUUUUGGUUUUGGUCUUGGUCUACCUAAGUAGCAAAUUCAGUGAUCUUUGGCAAAUAUUUUGUUAUGUGAAAAACUUAUUACAUGGAUUUCCAUUAUAUUACCUUUUGAUUUGUUCUGUAACACUAUUUAAGUGGUUGGAAAACAUUGAUCAUUGCUAUAUAAGAAAAUUAUACAUGACAUCA
Molecule: messenger RNA, 871 nt
Organism: Helianthus annuus (common sunflower)
Lineage: Eukaryota; Viridiplantae; Streptophyta; Magnoliopsida; Asterales; Asteraceae
Product: actin-depolymerizing factor 4
Exons: 3
Coding region: 145-564 (139 amino acids)
Biological process (GO): actin filament depolymerization
Cellular component (GO): actin cytoskeleton; cytoplasm
Molecular function (GO): actin filament binding
Source: RefSeq, a predicted model, not a curated record